AACGCGUUGCUUGUCGGCGUGACGUCACCUGUCGGGCGCAGCGACAGUUGGCGGCGCUGCGCUGGGAACAGCGCGGCUGCUAUCGUGGGCGAUGUUUCCUGAGUUGGCGGCGCUGCCCCGGCUGCGAUAAGUGCCUGGCGUUAGCACCUGCGCUUUCACCCGUGCCCUGCAUCGUGCAACGUGCGUCUGUUGGGUUGGCGUUCUGUGAAACCAGGAACGAGACACCCCAGGGUUGCCAGACGUACGACUAUAGUCGUACAUGUACGACUAUUUCGUAGUUCGGUACGACGUACGUCUGAACAUAGGGUCGUACACCUAUUUGUACGACUAUUUUGAAAUUUUGGUGGUUAAGAUGUUAUGGUUAAAUAUUUUGGUCUCAUAAACACAAUAUAUGCAGUUCUAAAGAAGCCAAAAUCGAAAAUUGUAAUGAAAUCGAUCUGAAUGUUAAUCCAAUUCAAGAAACAAUCGAUAGCUUCAUUAUAAUAGUUGAGAGGAAUGACAACAGAAUGCACAUAAAUCAAUAUCAUAUUGGAUACAUUAUUAAAAUAUGUGUGAUAUUCUGUAAGUACCUAUCAUCUUUGGAACAGUACGAACAAUUUAAGAAUUUAACAGUUGUUUACAUUGUUUGGUAAAUAUGAGUGACGCAGAAGAUGGGCUAAGUUCGCCACCAAAAAAGGUGUGUAUUCAGCAAAGUGCAGGUAAACACAGGGCUCAAAAAUUUAGAAAAGAGUGGUUGUCUGAAACAGAAUUUAAAGAGUGGCUGUUACCUGUACAUGGAGACGAAUACAAGGCUAAGUGUAAAUUUUGUGGGAUAACACUUGUUACCGAAAUAAGUAACUUAAAGCGGCAUGCAACCGGUGGGAAACAUACAGCACUUAGAAUGUCUGCUACUGUUAGACAAACAUCGAUUUCUAGAUUUAUUGCAGCACCUAAAGUUGAUUUAGACAAAGAAGUUGCAUCUGCUGAAAUAAAACUUUCGGCAUUCAUUGCGGAGCACAAUGUUGCUUUUUCUGUUGCAGACCAUCUCACAGCUGUCAUAAAAGAUAUCUUUUAUGACCAUAAAAUUGCACAGAAAUUGACUCUUAAACGAACAAAAACAUGCAGUAUUGUAAAUAAUGUAAUAGCUGCCGAUCAUAAGGAGAAGUUGGCGAAUAAAUUAAAGAACACCAAAUUCAGCAUCCUUACAGAUGAAUCAACAGACAUAGGGACAAUAAAAAUGUCGUGCAUAGUGGUAAGGUACCAUGAUUUCCAGUCUGGAAGGAUAGAGAGCAAAUUCUGGGAACUAAGAGAAAUUUUUGACUCUUCAAAUAAAGUUGUGUGCGCCAGUGCAGAAAACCUGUUUCGUGGCUUGGUUGCUUCAAUCACAGAGUUUGGAAUUCCGUUGGAAAAUGUGAUCGGAUUUGGAGCAGAUGGAUGUAAUGUGAUGAUGGGUGAACAUAAUUCAGUAUCAUCUCGUCUCAAAGAAGCUUGUCCUGGGAUCGUGGUGGUUAAGUGCAUUUGUCAUUCGGCACAUCUGUGUGCUAGUGAAGCAUGUAAAGUGCUUCCUCGGUCUUGUGAAGAUAUGGCUCGUGAAAUAUACAAUUUCUUGAAGAGCAGUGCUAAACGACAGAGUGAGCUGAAAGAGUUUCAAAAAUUUCUUGACAUGGAACCUUUGAAAAUGCUUCAUCCCUCGCAGACCAGGUGGUUGUCUUUGGUGGCAGUUGUUCAACGCAUUUUGGAGCAGUGGGAUGCUUUGAAAUUGUAUUUUACAGACUGUUGGUUGUCACAGAGACUCUUAAGUGCAGAAAACAUCUUCAAUGCACUUCACGAUCCUUUUUUGAAACUGUAUUUCAUGUUCCUUUCAUGGGUUCUUCCGAAAUUCACAAAAUUCAACGAAUUUUUCCAGACGAAGAAUGUUGUUAUUACAGAACUACAUACCCAAUUAAGAGAUCUCUAUACUGACAUUCUCCUUAGUUUCAUGAAAAGGGACUAUGUCAUGAAAACACCACUCGAGGAAGUCGAUCCUGCCCUGGAGAAGUAUCAUCUUCCAGACACUGAGAUGUAUUUAGGAGUUAAAGUCCUGCAGCACAUUGAUAAACCAGAAAUCACUUCCAAGCCCGAUAUUCGCUGUCAUUUCUUUCACAGGUGUAGAACUUUCCUCACGGUUGCUGCGCAAGAAAUAAGAAAAAGAUAUAAUAUGAAUGAUCCGGUUCUGUCGAAACUUAGCUACCUGCAACCUAAAGCAGCUCUUUCACCAGUAUUCAGGGUUAACUGCCCUUCCCUUCUUCCACUAGUAAAAGUAGUCCCAAGAAUUGUUUCUUGUGAUGAUGAUGCAAUUUUACAGCGUCUUGAUGAUCAGUGGAGGGAGCUUCCAUUUUCAAGGGCAAGGCUUCCAGAAGAUAUUGAUGAUGUAAACAGUCCUGACAUUUUCUGGAAUAUGCUUCUGAAACCAAGCUGUGACACACAAGAAGCUCAUUUCAAAGAAUUGGCUACAUUUGCACUUCAUGUGCUUAGUCUCCCGCACUCUAAUGCAGACUGUGAAAGAGUCUUCAGUCAGGUAUGAAAAUAUAUGCAUCAUAAAUAACUAUUUUGUUACCUACUGUUCUUAUUUUAAAAUUUGAGUUUUUGUUAACUGCAAUAUUGUUAGAAAAAUAUAGCAUGUGUAUUUACUUUACAGGUAAAUCUAGUGAAAACCAAAGUACGAAAUCGCCUCCUUCCAAAAACAGUGAACGGAGCUUUGCUUGCUUCCGAGUGUGUGAAGGAAAGUGGUACCUGUGCAUUGUUUCGCCCUACAGCUGAAAUGUUAUCGCGCAUGACAUCAGCAAACUUGUAUGCAUCCAGUGCACCAGAAAACGAUAUUGUGGAUAUUCUCUUCGAAAAGGAUGACUGAGUUGUUAAGAAAAUUGUUUUUUUUUUUUUUUUUUUUAACUUAACAUGUGUUAAUUUUGGUGUAGUUUUUUUCCUUAGUGUAAUUGUUUCCAUGUAAUUUUUUUCCUUCACGAUUGUGUCAUGCCAAUAAAAUACUACCAAAAUGAAUAGCAAAAAAAUCGCCGGAUAAAAUAAAAGUUGGUACUCAUUAACGUUUUAUUUUAAAAAUUAUAGUAUGUACGACUAUUUGCUCCAAUGUACGACUAUUUCUAGUCUUCGGUACGACUUUUGGAAUGUUGCAAUCUGGCAACACUGAGACACCCCCAUCAAACACAAAUUAUCCUGUUUGAACGCACCUGUUGCUUGCCAGCCCCGUGAGCUCUCGCUUUUCCGGGUUGGCUUAUAGACGAAACGCAUUUCGUAUUUAGUAGACAUUUCAUGAACGAACCAGACAAACUUAAGGUUUUUAAACUAUAACAAACUGUUCUCAAAAGUAGUUUCAGUGGUACCUGUUCCCCAACUGUCGUUUGAAAAGCAACACUCUGUGUUUGUACACCAACACUGUCGGACACAUGAAAUAGUUUACAAACACUAUUGACGGGACAACAGUGGCAGGACGAUAAUGUAAAUUGUUGGUACAACUUCUGAGAACUGUUAAAUUUGAAACAAGUUACAGUUAUCCGUACUAAUAUUAUAAAUGCGAAUGUGUGUUUGUUUGUGUGUUUGUCCUUUCACGGAUCGACAUGAUUUUUUGCAUAUAGAUAGUUUAUGGGCCGGAGAGUGACAUAGACUGCACAUAAUAUUUAAAUUCCAUUCCUAAUAGGUUGAAAAAGAAGAAAUUCAUUUAUAUUAUAGAAAAUCAUACGAGGUAGGCCAUAGACCCAGUUAAUUUGUGUCAUUUCUGUAUGUCCUCCACACGGAUAAUAUGGUAAGGUCUGGUAACUUUCUAUCCUUCUUGGCGAAACCCAUCCGCUUAGUGAAGCUUGCGGCUGACAGUGAACUAAAGGCGCUAGUAACAAUUUCGUUUAGAACUUCGCCAGUAGAUGGGGUUGACUUGAAUUUGUAACGCGCUGUCGUUUGUUGUGUCCGUCACGUCUUGCCUAGGGGUUACCUUCCUUCCUGCAAAAUUAAGCUGAAGAUUGUCGUCACGGCUUUGCUGAUGCGUAGCCUUGAUGCACCGAGAUCGUGCAAUCAACGGGACUUUAAAAUUUCCCAUUUUUCAAGUGGUUGUCCCACAGACUUGAAACUCGGUAGUGAUGUUCCUUAUAUUAUGACGUGUUUAGCCCGGGUAACGCCGGGCGCUUCAGCUAGUAAGACUAUAAUUUCAAGCUGCUGUUGUAUUUUUGCGGGAAAAUUUGUAUGCUGUCUAGAUUUCGACACACUGAAUUUAUGACUGUAACGCGUUUUUGUUUACUGGCAUUGGAUAGGCGAGAAAAGCUAUUUCUGCUGCACUCCACUGGGCUUUUGUGCGUGUGUGUGUGUUAGAGAGUUUGAUGUACUGUUGAACGUCAUAUACGCUCCGAAAAUAACUCCCGUUGAAAGUGUUUCAUCAGACCAUAGGAGCAAGCAUGAGAUACGGUUUAUUUGAAAUCCAGUUUGGAAGCAUUUUCGCGAAAUAGAACUCUCUCAACCACGUAAUUAAUAUUUGUGUGUUUGAAGGUAGUAAUUGUUGGUUAUGUUAAAAGUGUAUAUAUAGCCUACAUUAUUAUUCGCAAUUAACUGUGUUACUUGGUUUAUACAUAUAUUUUUUACAAUUAUUUUGAAAAAUUGUUGUGUGGAUGACUUUAUUCCGUGGCUUGGAUUAAAUCGCUCUCAAUUUAGAAGUUAACAAGUAAUUAGCAAAAUUUUCGUCCUAUAUAAUAAUGAUUGCGAAUUUUGAGAUAUAAAUUGACAAUAUAUUAAUAUUAUAUAAUAUUAUCAUUAAUAUAUUAAUAUUAACAAUAAUGUGAGAUAUUAAUAUUAAUAAUAUUUUGAUUUAUUUGUAAAGUACUGGUGAACUACCGCACUUGUGUGUUGUGACAAUUACAAAAGAAGUGAACGAUAAUUGCAUCCGAAUUGAAGCAUACUAGAUCAACAAUUACGAACCGACUGCUUCGACAUAAUACAGUUCAUAGUUUAUGUGUGUAGGUGUGUGUGUGUGUUUGGAGGGGCAAGGACGUUUAUGAAACGACAACCAAGUCUUUAAAUGGCUCUAUCAUGCGUCUAUAGAGAUAAAGCUUAUAGGUUGUAUAACAUACCGUAAUGGCAUACACGGUUCGGUUAAGGGUGGUUUUAUCGGCGAUUGGUCGAACGCGUCUGAUCCACGUGAUAGCUUGCUCGGAGAUAACGCCCAUAAACCACUUGCCCCAUGAAACACACAUACGCCUGCGGAUGGUACAGCGAAGAGGAUGUUUUCUAUUCCUACAGCUUCUUCCUUCUCUUGACUACUGCGUUCAAAUAAUUUAAUACAAUUUCUUGGACACACGCCAUUGCAGUAGAGUAUGUACAAGAAAUGGUAUUAAAUCAAAAUAAUUAAUUUCUUGAAUCAUUCAGUACGAUCAAAUAGCUCAUCUUACUUAAAUACUGGAACAUCACAUAAUUACUUCACAGUUAUUUUAAAACAUCCAAAGAUUAAUUAUACUUAAUAUCUCACAUUUUCGCCUAUAUAAUGGUGUCUCAAAAUUCACAAACAUGAUAUAUAUAUAUAUCACGAAAAUUUUGCUAAGUACUCAUUAAAUUCUAAAUUGAGAGCGAUUAAAUCCAAGCCACGGAAUUAUACGAUCACCUCCAAAAAUAUUUUGCAAAAUAAUUGUAAAUAUAAUAUGUAUAAACCAAUAAUCACAGUUAACUGCUAAUUAUAAUGUAGGCUAUAUACUUUUACACAUUUCCCUACUCAAAUUACAAUUUUGGUUUUGGAUGAUUUCACGAAGAAUCCUGAAGUCAUGUGUACCAAAUAAGCUUACAUCAUUUUUGUAAUAUGAAUAAACUGUUAUAUUGGGAAAGUAAUAAUAAUUUUAAGGAUGCAGCUAUAUAAAUAUAGGGAUAGUUCCUUUUUCUCCACAAAUAGGCUCAUUCUUAGCAACUUGUGUAAAAACUGAAAGACUUUUGCAUUCCUUACAGUAUUUUUAUGUAAAUUUUAACGUGCUCGGAAAUAUUAAAAAUAUGAUCCAGGCUUGCGUGAUUUACUUUCGAUUCUUAGGAACAAAAAAAAGCGCCUUGGAUGUGAUCUUUCAAGACUUUUCACGUGUUCUGAACUUUCACCCGGUGAUUACAGGUCACGCUCACCAAAGUCACGAAAAUACCCCCAAAAAAUAGUAAUGGUGCGGAAGUCACGAAACUAUAAUUUACAGCAACCGUUUGACGCUGUACGUGGAAUAUAAAUAUUUGCUAACUGUCCACUUUAUCAUGUAGAAAUUACCUCUGAAAAGGUUUUAGGUUUUUAACUUAAAAAUCGGUAAUGUUCUGACGAAUAGUAGGUGUUAAAUUUUGAUGAGGUAAGUAAGUAAAAAUUUUUACUUAUAUGUCGUGCUAAGUCCAGAAAUAGUUUCACCAAUUAUUUGUAGACACAACGAUUAUAUUGCAAAACCUUACAACGUAGUAAAAAUCGAAUUUCCAACUGAACAUUCUACAGGUACCCGCGCUGUUUAAAUCUGCUUAGGUUACCUAAGUGACGGCUGUUUACUUAAAGUGCUUACUAAAAUGUUUUAUCUCUAAAUGUAUUUAUCAGGAAUUAGAAGCGACUAAACCGUUGUUUCCAAUAUACCGACUCUUGGUAGCACAGCAAAGACUUGCAGUACAUAUGAGCCGUGUUUUCUACGCCCAAAAAUGAUACAGUCGUACGUUGGAAUUCCCAUAGUUGCACAAUGUACGACGGAAAGACUGCCCGCUACUAAAGAGCAUUGCCAUUGCACUGUAUUAACUCUUUCUUUGCCGGAACAAUUUAUUACAACAGCAAAAAAAUACUUUUUUUUUUCCAAUUUUAACCACUGCAAAGAUGUUUAAAAUAUAUAUUAUCAGUAAAACAAGAUUGCGUUGUUAUUAAACGAGUGCAACCAUCAAUUUGAAGAGUGUUUUGUUUUACAAUCUAAAGUAUUGCAAUCACAAAUAUAUUUCUUGUAGUAUUAACAAACUGUUUCUGGGUGAAGGUUUUUUCCCUAUGUAUUUAUAUUGUCUUUCUUACCACAGCGACACCUCGUUUCAAUUGGUUUACUAUAUAAGUAUUGUUAGCAACAGCCAUAUGUUUGUUUGGUAAGCCUAUUAUAUUUGAUUGAAUAUUAGGUUAAUUUAAUAAAAAAAAUCAAGUUGUAAACAAAAUAUUUACGCUCCAACGAGCGUCGUACUUACCCAACCUUCUUUCUUUCUUUUUUCCCCCCCGCUAUUUUAUUUGAUGUUUCAUUCAAGCCGAUUUUUUUAAGCCAUAGAAAAUAUAGUCGAUUAUUCAAUAAUAUGACUUUAUUUUGUUUUUAUUGUCCAUAUUAAUGCGCGCAGUUAUACUGGAAAGCAAUUCAAGUCACAAAUGGUUAAUACACAGUGAUAUUGAAUUAUUUACUUUUAAAAUUAAUAAGGGAGAUUAGAGACAUUAUUUUAAAACAAUUAAUGAGUUUCCAAAGCAAAAACUGACUUCAAGAAACCUGAUAAUUUUCAAUCGCGAUUUUCUCAAAACUACGAUUUUGGACUUAACCCCUUUUACGCAACAAACACAGAAAUAACCUAUUCGAGGUACUGGGACAACACAAUGCAUAAAUGCCCGGGGUUAAGAAUACGAACCCGGUAUAACUACGAACACUAUUUUGUAGUUGUACAGUUGUUUUCAUGCAAAUGUAACAAUUUUACAAAUCUCUGUAAUUUUACAUGAAUAUUUCUGUUCCAUUUACAAAAAAUAAACCGCAGUGUGGGCAGAUCUCGGACCGCGCGCGACUAGCGACAGGCAUUGCGCAUGGGAAGCAGCAAGGCGCGAUGGAGGCUCGUUGGCAGAUGUGCGCCCCUCUUGGUUGCAGUCGUCCAAUCUGAUGGUAAUAUAUUUUUUUUCAUGAAAAAAAAGAAGAAGGGGUUGAAAAAGGGUGGGCAUGAGGGUUGUCCGAUGGAGAGACACGCAAACUCGAACAUGCUGACACGCUCACACGUGAGUAUAGACAGAAUGUAUAGACAGAAUGAAAAGUGUGUGCUUGAAGUCCGCGCGCGACAGAAAGUGAAACUUCUUGCUUAUUACAUCAUUAGAUAUAAGAAAAAUAAUUCUCUUCGGCUAAGGUCGCAAGUAAAAAAAAUUAAUAUCCAAGUGUGCAGGCGCAAAAUUCUGCCAGUGCGCAAGUAUGCGAGUAUGCAAAUAUGCAAGCAUGUGAGUAUGCAAGUGUGCACAUUCAAGUACAUAUGCAAGUGAGCAAGUUUAAAAGCAUGCAAGUGUUGAAAGUAUGCUGCGUCAUUUCUACCUCUCCCCUGCCGUCUCCACCUACAUCUACCGUUCCCCCACCACUUACCUAGCUAUUCCCCUCAUGCGAUCGGAAUUUUCGUAACCCUCGAAAAUUGUAGCCCCCUCAGCAAAGACGUUUCUCUUAAAAAAAUUAUGAUAAAUUUGCGGAUAAAAUUCGUAGUGGGCAAGAAUUCAGGCACUUUUAACUUUUUUUGCUGCAUGUCAAAUCGGGACACAGUUUAUCAGAAAGACUCUGAGCAAAUGUAAUCAAAAGAAGUAUAGCAUGACAAACAUCCAAGUGAACAGGGCUCGCAAGUGAGUGAGCAGAGGACGUUUUCCCAAGUAUGUAAAUAUUGUGGCGUAUAUCCUAGAGGUAACUGAACAAGCGAAUUUUCCCAGUUCCUACUACGUAUGAGAGAUAUCCAUCCUCAACCAGUGGUGUACGCAAGAGGGGGUGUGUGUGUGGGGGGGGGGGGGGAAUAUGGGGAAUAUCUCCCCUUCCCACUUCCGAAAUUUUAAGAAAUCUUAAGGAAUCUAUAACCCCCACCAACAAAAAAGGAAACAAUUCGAAAGCAAACAGCAGGCAAAUGUAAUGAAAUUCGGUGUCCGCUUCUCUCAACAGAAUAUUGUUUUGUUAUCAUGGGAAAGAGUUGCAAGGUCGAAGCGGAAGAUAACACAAGUUCCAAACUCGUAUGAGCUUCAUAUUCUGGGACUAGAAUCAUUCGCGGAUUCUAUCGCUUCUACAGAAUGGAUACUGAAGUCUUCUAUGUGCACAGGUAAAUGUGACUUGCUCGCUGGCUUCUGAUUUGAGAGAUAUUUUAAUCUGAGGAGGGGUUGUUCGUGAUUCGAUACUUAACUGGUGCAGAGUUACUCAUUGGCUAUCAGUCCUCCGCUUGAACUGUUGGUCAAUCGCAAGGGCCGGCUAUCGCGAAAUGAAAUCCCGAAGAAUUUUUCCGUUCUCUUGUUAUGUGUUACUGAUUCAUCCAGUUUGCGGUAGUACUAUUUUUUUUAUACGUGUAUUGCAUCUGGCGCUGAAUUUUAACUUUUUUUUUUUUGUAAAUGGAACAGGAAUAUUCAAUUAAAAUUACAAAUCUUAUAAAUUUGUACAUAUUCAUGGAAACAACUGUAUCACAACAACAUAGUGUUCGCAUAAAUACGGGGUUCGGAUUCUUACCCAGGCAUUUAUGUUUUGUGUUGUCCAACUGCCGUAAUAGUAAAAGUUAUUUUUAAACCGUUCCCCGAAUACAUUUCCAGUAUUAACUGCGCACAUAAUAAGCAUGACACGACAAAAUAAAGUCGAAUUGUGGAAUAGUCUAUUAUCUUUUCCAUGGUUUCAAAAAAUGUACUUCAAUAAAACUUCGAUUAAAAUAUGAAAUUUAACACCAAUAUUCGUAAAAAAAAUUCUCGAAAAACUUAUUUUACGUAUGCGAAAAUAACCAUAAUCAUGUGUUGUAUAAAGUUAAAAUAUAUAUUUUUUGUAGUACUACAAACUAUUUCUUGGCGACUGGUUUCCAAACGAAUCUUCUGCAAAGGUGCACUAGUGUUGGUUAUAUCGAAGAUAAGAAACAAAGCAACUAAAAGCUUCGUUGCCUCGCAUGUUAAUGCAUGAAUAUCAUUUUGCUGGAGAAUUAUUUUGACCUGCUGUAAAGAGACUCCUUAAUUUGCAGAAUUCAGAGGCCAAACAAAAAGCAGUCUCGUUGCAUAUACUUCCAGGAAAUGCAGUGGACCCUUCGCUUGUCUCCGCUCUCACAGGGCUGCAGUACUGUAUGCUUCAUGCAAACAACGAGGUUCAUAGAGAAUUUUGCAUGAUGCACGGGUUGCAUUAUGCAGUGGGUUACACUGGAGCCAUGACCAGAAGUGCAUCGCUUCGUUGCUGUGAUUACAAACGGAAUACUUAAGUUGGAUACCAGAUAGUCGCCCUUACGAACACGUCUUCUUCCGAGCGACUAACAACUGUACCGUGGCAUUUGUCUGGUGUAUUUUUAGGAUAGUAAUUCGAUUAUUAUGCCUUCCAGAAAAUUCGCGUUAUUUUUCUGGUACCAGCCUAAAUUCCAAACAGGUUAUUGUUUCUUAUUGCGUAUCCAGUUGUAUUUUGACAUAAAGUAUUAAAAUAACGAAAGUAAUUGUAUGCGUUCGUGAUGAAAAGCUGUAUAAUUAAUUACCCAAAUGUAUUUGAUUUUGAAAAUACGAGGUAUAAAACUUCGAGGGACAUUGUUUAAGGGGAGCAAUUGUUAUGUGUAACAUAUUCAAUUGUAUUUUAACGUAAAAUAUAAAAAUAAUGUGAGCAGUUAAAUGUAAUUUUGAUGCGUAACUGUAUUGUAAUAAAAUAUAUUGAUUUUGAAAAUAUGAGUUAUAAAACUUUGAUAAAUACGGGAUACGCAAUAAGGAACAAUUACCUCUACACACACACAUUCCUAAAUAAGUCGAGUUAUAUUGUACAUUGGCUGCUGUCACAUAUUACGUUCCGUACGUCAGCAUGUGAUUGGUCAUUAUGUAUGUAAAAUACAAAUAAUAAAGAGUUUCACAGUUCAUACAUAUGGUUGUACAAUUCUUCCUUAUGCUCUUAUACAAGAAAACAAUUUUCUACCUUUUUUUUUCUGGGAGUAAUAAACACGUUAAAAUUUGCGAUGUCACACUCUAACGUAAGUCGCUUAUUGUCCGUCGGUUCACAGCAGUCGCGGCGAAGUCCGUACCCGUCGUCAUUGCUACAACCUUGGCGAUGACGUCACCUCUCUGAGACAGCGGAUGUCGUAACUGAUUCUGCCCUGCAUUGCGGGAAGACUCCUCGCAAAGGCCAAGGUCGCACUUAAACAACGGCUCCGCCCGCCUUUUCCGUUUAACGUCAAGUGACGAGAUUGGAUGUUUCAAAAAGUUAAACAUUUCCUGCUGCACGCAAGUCACUUCUUUUUCUGAAACGUCCGUCUGUUUUCAAAAACACUCCUUUUAAAGGUUAAUAUGUAUAUAUAUGAACGGUAUGUAGUGCUACAGUUAUUUUCUGGAUUAAUUUCACUCCAGGCUAGACUCAACUCGCCUAUACUUAAUCAAGCAUUUAUUGGUCGACAGUAAUGUCACAUCGUUUGACAAGUUACAUGUCAUUAGGUAACCACGUCUUAUCCUUCUUGACUAUAACUGGCUCAAGGUCGUGAAGGGCGUGUCAAGAGCACUCUAGUCCAACCAUCAACGUGAAUAUGCUUCGAGUCUACUUUAAUAUCCUAUGAAUCUGAGAAAUAAUCGUGGCCUUAUCCAUAGUGAAGCACUUGCUAGUAUCCACAUUGCGCUUAGGUAGAGCGUGGAAAAAUUCGCAUGUUCAUUUCGCGAUGUGCUGAAAUUCAAACACAUAUAGUCUCGUACUGGUUCUGCUAUUGGCUGGCUCACAGUUUAUCGGGAGGACUCUGGGCCAAUGUGAAAACCUUAACCAAAAAAAGCAUCGAAUCACAGGCUACCCAGUCACAAGUCAGCAGCAAAUGAAUGAACAGGUGGCGUUUGCCCGGAUGUUCAGAGGAUCGUGGAGGCUAUUCUAGAGGUCAUUGAAACCGCGAAUUUUUCUGGUCUCUAGCGGUUAAUGUUUCGAAGGGCGUCUUCUCGGCAUGCCGUUCACAUCAGGCGUCACCUGGCAUUGUCAUCAGUAGCACGGGGACCCCUUAUCGCCGCGGUAGCUGGUGUCCCAUUGUUCGAACCCGAGGGAGCGGCUGUAUGAGGCUUGUGGACGAGACAGGCCUGUUUGAUGUCAAGAACUAGCUGCCGCGCGGGUAUGAACCAAAACCGACCAGAUAAGCCUCAGUGGUGCAGCUGUUACAACUUGCGUCCACGAACGAAAAAUGUCACCCGUACGCUCUACUCGUUAAGUUGAUGUUUGGACACCGAUUAUUUAAUUUUUUUUAUUUUUUAUGCUGGUGUCGCAAAAUGCGUUCCCGUCACCGGGGCUAAAACUCCCGCGUGGUUGUUUGGCUGGGUAUUCUUUCGACCUCUUUCUUAGAGUGCAAAAUGCAGGUCUCUCAAGAUGUUCGAAGAAAAGUGACCAAAACCGAACAUGUAAACAUUUUAUGUGGAAGAAAUCACCGAGAAAUUCGCGCGUUCAUUUCGCGAUAGGCCAAAAAUUAAAAUACUUGUAGUUAUGCGCUGAUUCUGCUAUUUGCUUACAGUUUAUCUAGAAGAUUCAGGACCAAUAUCAACUAAAGAAGCAUAGAAUCGUUGGCUAUCCAGUGGAGAUGUCUCACAAGUCCGCAGGCAAUGAACGGGUGGCGUUUUUCCGGGUAAGCAAAUGAUUGUGAAAGGCAUCGUAGAGGUCAUGUAACCGACGGUUUUUUACACUUCCUGCACAUAGUGUGCAGCCGACCUAAGACGGUGCUCAUAUGCCGUUCAGGGGCCCGUCUAGCCGGGGUGUAUCUGUGUUAGUGAGACGGGAUGUUAAGCGCGAAGCUCGCUGGUUAUUCUGUCGCGGUAUCGCCUCUAAGAGCAAGGCUGUGAACUGGCGCGUAGUCUUCUCGUCGUUCAUAGGACAACUGUAAAAUUUUAGCGGUGAACGUAACAUAGUACGGCAUAGAAAUAAAAAUAAAUUUGCAAUACAUGGUCCUUAAGUGCGUUCAAGAAUCUGUACCGGUUGUUUUACGCCUAAAAAUUUUCUCUGAAAACACGCUUAUUAGACAUUUUAACUCUUCAAAAAAUACAGUUUAAAAACUUAAUCCGAAAUCAGAAGUACUUUCCGGCUUCGGUGAACUCUUACAUGCUUUUCGUAAGCAGACCUCACUCGGAUAUCUUGAGUAGUUUUGAAAUCGCGUUGUUCUUCCUGAAGCUCUGCGCACCGUGUGUGUGCCUGGGCAGACGGUGCCCAUAAUAGUGCGCGUCGUGUGAUUGUCUUAAAAUUCGACGGUUCUCGAAAGUAGUUCCAGUGGCACCCGUUUCCGCACUUUCACUUGCAAAGCUUCACACGGUGAAUGCUUACGAAACACACGCAACCACACGAGGUUGUUUGCAGGUCUCUAGAGACGUGCGACAUUCGCGGUAUUUUCUUUGGAGACAGGCUCUCAAAUAUCUGUAGGAUUCGCAAGAGUUGCGGAAAAAUAGGGGGGGGGGGGG
This is a messenger RNA of Bacillus rossius redtenbacheri, 13309 nucleotides long. RefSeq lists its product as uncharacterized. The transcript has 2 exons. Gene Ontology annotation, molecular function: protein dimerization activity. Bases 635 to 2542 code for a protein of 635 amino acids. NCBI's taxonomy places the organism in Eukaryota, Metazoa, Arthropoda, Insecta, Phasmatodea, Bacillidae. The record is from RefSeq and is a predicted model, not a curated record.